UUGCAGCCAAGGAUGUAGAAACGGCGGAAGGUGUAUAAUGCCGAAUGUCUGCAGCUGUCGACCAGGAUAUAACCCCCCUCGUUGUGACCCCAACUAUGCAUGUGCCAGUAAUCCAUGUCGGCAUGGGACGUGUCGUGAGUACCAUACGCACUACAGUUGCACCUGUCAGGCCGGAUGGCAAGGAACAACAUGUAACAUAGUUGUAAACUGCGGGCAUCCUGGAUCUCUUACAAAUGGCAGUGUGAUAGGCAACAGAUUCCAAUACGGUGAUACAGUGCACUUCACCUGCGAGACAGACUACGUUCUUGUCGGUCAGUCCUCAGCUCAGUGCCAGGGAAAUGGUCAAUGGUCGGCAUCAAAACCACGGUGUCUCUUCGGCAACACGUGCCAAAGCAACCCUUGUCAAAAUGGGGGGACUUGCAUAAACAGUGUCGAGCAGCACGAGUGUGUCUGCAGGGAAGGAUGGUCGGGAGAAAGAUGCGAAACAGACAUAUCACCACCACGUGUUGAGUUUUGCCCAACUGACAAGAACAUUACGGCUGUUGACACUCGCGAAACAGUCGUUUGGCAAUCACCAGUCUUCAGUGACUUUAGGAACGAGACCGUUCAUGUAACCUCUAACUACCCCAGCAACGUAGAGACCUUUCCGUGGGGACAGUACGAUGUCCAGUACACCGCGACCAAGCCUUUCAACGGCCUGAGAUCUUCUUGCGAGUUUACAGUACGCGUUUAUCCCCGUCAAUGCCCACCGUUGGCUCCCCCUGUCCAUGGGGCCUUGGCUUGUAACGGCUGGAUCACGCGGCUGGGCCGUGUGUGUAAAACCUUCUGUCAGCAAGGCUGGACCCUUCCUAGGGGACAAGAGGACAAGUUGAAUCAGCUAUACGCGUGUGGGGCCCAUGGAGCAUGGAUUCCUGCUUCGACCAUAGAUUGUUCCGCACAAACGUCAGGAGAUAACGAUGCCCCUGGCUACUUCCCCGGCAACUGUACAAGGACGGAUGCUAUAAAUAGUAUCCAAUCCCAGUACCUGACAGAGUUGCGCAAUUCAUCGUUCUCCCAAAUCUGCACAUCAUGGCAUGACCUGUGCUUGGAGGACAAUGUAGAGGUUACUUGCAAUAAGAACUGACCGAAACACUAAAUAAUUACAUCAGGUAGCCAGUGUCAAAAUUACAAGGCCAUUGUAAGUAAUCGGUCUGUAAGCCACACUUACAUUUUAUGGAUGAUAUCCUCUGAAGACCCCCAAACUAGUGCGCGCAGGCGAUUAAACAAACCAGCCAAAAACUGUAAUUACAGGACUACAAAUAUGGUAUUUGAGGUACUAGUGCGCGCGCGGAUGUCAUGCUUUAAAUUGAAUUAGCGUGGAAUUAAGGUAUGAGCUUAUUAAUUUGAAUUAUCAUAUGCACAUGCCUAAAGUGAAUUUUGAAUAUAAGACGCAAGACUAUAAUGUCGACAUUUUUAAAAAUCGAAGAAAUGUAACAAUUUGAGUUUCCAUAGCCCGAAAAUCCUUCUGACAGCCAUCAACGUACCCUGCUGAUAAUACUUGCAUCCAUAAUUCCUAACCUUUCUAAAUCUAUCAAGAUUGUAUUAGGCAUAUGCUUGUUACAAUUGCAUAUAAUAUGUUCCAACUCUGCAUCUUAUUGAGGCUUUGUUUUUGGGGGUUUGGUAGAGUUAGCACAUUUUAGUUGUUUGAAGCCCCUAUUAGUUUAAGCUUGCUACUAUAUUGUACUUAUAUUGUACUUAUAAUAAUGGUAAGUAGAGCAUUCUAAUUAUAUCUUAAGACAAUUUGAAGUCAUUGCUUGCUUUGAACAAGUCACAAUACGGUGGAGGUUCAUUCUGUAAACAUUAUACUUUGUGCAAAUGUAAUGCACAUUUUAAAAAAGCACAGCAGUUUCUAAAAAGAUCGUUUCUAACAAGUCAAAAUACAAUCUUAAUUCCUGAAUCUAAAGUAAUUUGGGCAUUAGCUGCCUUUUAUAUUAUAACGGGGUCUUCUAGAACCCCUGUACAAAUCAAGGUUAUCUAACACAUGCAGUUAUAUAGCCUAAUACAUUUUAUAAAUGUCCACAUUUACUACAUUAAAUAAACCGAUCAU
Molecule: messenger RNA, 2086 nt
Organism: Branchiostoma belcheri (Belcher's lancelet)
Lineage: Eukaryota; Metazoa; Chordata; Leptocardii; Amphioxiformes; Branchiostomatidae
Product: sushi, nidogen and EGF-like domain-containing protein 1
Exons: 7
Coding region: 38-1123 (361 amino acids)
Biological process (GO): Notch signaling pathway
Molecular function (GO): calcium ion binding; Notch binding
Source: RefSeq, a predicted model, not a curated record